This is a messenger RNA of Coffea eugenioides, 1563 nucleotides long. RefSeq names its product alpha N-terminal protein methyltransferase 1-like. The coding region runs from base 114 to 947 and encodes 277 amino acids. The transcript has 8 exons. NCBI's taxonomy places the organism in Eukaryota, Viridiplantae, Streptophyta, Magnoliopsida, Gentianales, Rubiaceae. Gene Ontology annotation, biological process: N-terminal protein amino acid methylation. The record is from RefSeq and is a predicted model, not a curated record. Gene Ontology annotation, cellular component: cytoplasm. Gene Ontology annotation, molecular function: methyltransferase activity.
ACCCAUUUCGACAAUUACCAAGCCGUCCUCUAAACCUCCAAACACCCCACUCCAAGUUUUCCUACUACUACGGCUCCUGCCGGAAUUUAGUGGGCCCCAGACGCCUGAGUAAGAUGAAUGCUGGUGGGUUAGCCUCCAACGGCCGUCAAUUCAAGAACCCAGAUGAGAUGUGGAGAGAAGAGGUUGGUGAUCAAUCCAAGAAGUCUGAGUGGUACAAUAAAGGUGUUAGCUAUUGGCAAGGUGUAGAGGCAACAGUGGAUGGUGUGCUGGGCGGAUAUGGGCAUGUGAAUGAUGCAGAUAUAAAGGCAAGCGAGGCAUUUCUGAAUACCCUUUUGGCUGAGAGGUUCACUGAUGCUGGCAGAGGCCACCAUCUUGUUGCUCUCGAUUGUGGGUCUGGCAUUGGGAGGGUUACCAAGAAUCUUCUUAUAAGAUACUUUAAUGAGGUUGACCUUCUUGAACCAGUGUCGCAUUUUCUGGAGGCUGCUCGAGGAAAUUUAGCCCCAGAGAAUUUACUGGUCUCAGACUCGUACAAGGCUGCCAAUUUCUAUUGCCUUCCACUUCAGGACUUCACUCCUGAUGCACAAAGAUAUGAUUGCAUAUGGAUUCAGUGGUGUAUUGGGCAUCUUGCAGAUGAUGACUUUGUAUCAUUCUUUAAGCGGGCAAAGGGGGGCCUCAAACCUGGUGGUUUCUUUGUUUUGAAGGAGAAUAUCGCUAGAGCUGGAUUUGUGCUGGAUGAAGAAGAUAAGAGUGUUACACGAUCUGAUUCAUACUUCAAGGAGCUGUUCAAUCAAUGUGGAUUGCAUAUUUGGAAAAUGAAGGAUCAGAAAGGAUUUCCUGAUGAAUUAUUUGCUGUGAAGAUGUAUGCGUUAACAACUGAAAUACCAAAGAUAGUUAAUCCAUCCAAAACGAGGAGGCAGUCAAAAAACAGGCCUGGCGUGAUCAAAUGAGGAGCAUCAUGGACCAUGGGUUGCAUUUUAGUCUUUUGAGUUCUCAAGUUAGUUUCUCCAAUGUAUUUUAGAAAUCAUUUUUCCUUCCUCCCACACCUUCCCAACUGAAAUUGUUAGGCUUAAGAUUAGAACCUUGGACCUAACAGUGGGGAGCUAUGUUACCCAGGAUCAGCUAUGGGAGACACGGCUACUCUAGUACAAAAUGAAAAGUCAGACACAGGUACAGCAGGACAAAAUGAAGAGUUUGGUUAACAUUGCUGGAGAGGGCUCUUAUAGCUAUGUUACCCAGGAUCAGCUAUGGGAGACACGGCUACUCUAGUACAAAAUGAAAAGUCAGACACAGGUACAGCAGGACAAAAUGAAGAGUUUGGUUAACAUUGCUGGAGAGUCUUAAGAGUCCUCUCCUCUCUCGGCGACUAUGACGAACUCUAGUUGUUGUUUCUUAGAAUUUUUGACGACUUUUUAUUUUUUCCCCAUUACAUUCAUGCAACUCUUUUUCCUUUUUCGUUGUCCUGUGCUUAGUAUAAAUCAGAGAACAUUUUUUGUAGCUUUUGAGUGCUUGGUUUACAAAAUUCUGAUUACUAUCUGUGCUAUUCACGUGUAUAUCUUCCAUUUU